Molecule: messenger RNA, 3322 nt
Organism: Stylophora pistillata
Lineage: Eukaryota; Metazoa; Cnidaria; Anthozoa; Scleractinia; Pocilloporidae
Product: hemicentin-1
Biological process (GO): homophilic cell-cell adhesion; synapse organization
Cellular component (GO): axon; plasma membrane; neuronal cell body
Molecular function (GO): axon guidance receptor activity; protein binding
Source: RefSeq, a predicted model, not a curated record
GAAAGCAAACGACAUCAGAACGAACUCAGUAAUUAUUUAACUUUUAACGGCGUAUUAAGGCAGCCGCUGAGAUGGCUCUCACCAAACCUGUUAGGUCUUGCAUGUUGCAGAACAUGUACCGUUGUGUGAUUAUUUUUUUGAGUUUGACGACGCUAUCUCUUCCAGUAUCAGCGUUCCACUGGAACAAAGAACCUACAACUGUUAAAGGAAUACUCGGUGAAAACGUUACACUUGAAUGGAAUUUUACCAUUUCAUCCGCCAACGAAACUUUGGACAGUUUUGUUUUGUUGCGAUCCUCCUCAGAUGAUAUGAUUAAAUAUAGUCACGGCAAGGGUAUAGUGAUCUACCAAAAAUUUAAAGGGAAGGUGGCGAUGUUGGCCGCUGGAACUCCGACAUUUUUAUUAAUCAACUUACAGAGAGAGGACGACAAAGCUGACUUUUGCUUGAAGGUCUCCACAAAGAUCCCAUCCAAGUCAACAAAUGACGAUGGAAUUAUUCAUUUGCCUAACCCCAGAUGCGCUAAAAUUGAAAUCUUGGAACGUCCCACAAUUGUUAACAUCUCGAAAAACUCCACCUGGACAUCCACUGAGGGAGACGAUUUGAUCAUCACCUGCCAUACAACUGGCAUACCAACUCCUAAUGUUACGUGGACAAGAUCAGGCAAGAAAGCCAAAAACUUUGGACCAUCAUCUUCCUUAACAUUAAAAAAUAUAACCAGAGAAGAGGACGGCUUAUACUGGUGCAUGGCAGAUAAUGGUCUCAGUACAGCCACAGCUUCUGUCAGGGUCAUCGUUAAAUUUCCACCGUCAAUAGAGUAUAUUACCAAUGAUACCAAUGUGAAUGAGACUGAUGAUGUCACUCUGUUCUGUAACUCAACUGGAAACCCUGUUCCAAAAAUUACGUGGGUAUUUGGCUUGGAUGGGAGGAUCAUUGGAACUCAAGAAACUUUAACCUUGUCUCAUGUCAAGAGAAACCAAUCCGGAACGUACUGGUGUAGUGCAGCCAAUGGUGUGAAGAGACCAAGGAACGACAGCGUGCGUGUGACGAUAAACUAUCCCCCAAGCAUUGACACCAAACCCAUCAGUCAAGCAGUUAAUGAGUCUGAUAACCUGAGGCUUUUCUGUAACGCCACUGGGCAUCCGACUCCUCAAAUCACGUGGUUCAAGAAAACGGACUCUUUAGUGCCACUCACAGUUGGCACAGCCCUCAACGUGACGAAUAUGAGCAGAACUGAUUCUGGAGUUUACAAGUGCAGAGCCAGUAAUGGAAUUGGAACUGACGCUUUCGCUUCAGCCAAUGUUACAGUCAAUAGUAAACCAAUUGAGACCCGUUUCAAAUCAAAUGUUACGAGAGACACAACAAUCCGAGGCCUAUCGGUAACCUUUCUCUGUAAUUCAAACAGUGUACCGCCUCCAGCGCUCGAGUUACGUUUCAAGAACACAUCACUAGGCCUCUUCAGUGGUGGAAUGUUCACCAUUGAACGCGUCAAUGCCUCGGACGAAGGAAUGUACCAGUGUGUGCCACAUAACGUCCUGGGAACUGGACAAAUAGCGACUCUAUACCUAACUGUAGCAGUUCCACCAUCAUUUGAGUAUACAUCCAAUGACACCACAGUCAAGGAAAAUGAUGACAUUGUGUUGUUCUGCAAUUCCACCGGACAUCCUCCUCCAAACAUAACGUGGACAUUUUUAAGCGGAUCUGAAGCAAGAAUUGUUGGACAUGAACAAUAUCUUACCUUGUCCAAUGUCAGCAGAACCCAAGCAGGAACGUAUCAGUGUACUGCAUCCAAUACUGCGACGACUUCUAAGACAACCACAAUACAAGUUACAGUAAACUAUAAACCCGAGAUCAAAUAUACAGUUCACACGACGAUUUACACCUGGAUUAACCACCAAACCAAAGUGACGUGUGCGGUGGAUGGUGUUCCAAGCCCGAAUAUCACCUUCACCCAGGCUGGAAAGGUGCUGCAUUCUACGCUGCCUGAAAAUGGCACUAGUGAGCUUCUACUUAAACCCAAGAGUACCGCUGAUUUUGGCGACUACACUUGUACAGCAAAAAAUCAUCUUGGUUCUGUGAAAAAGAUCAUUAAAAUAAAGCAUUUAGUUGUACCAGCAGCACCAGAGGGACUGGAGAUUGAUACAAGACUUCAUAGCAUAGAAAUUCACUGGAAGGCACUAGACUCCACUCCUGAUAGUCCUGUUAUAGAUUACCUGGUAAUUGUAGCAAUGAGGGGUGAGCCAGAAAGUCAAAAAAACUGCACUCGAGUCCACACGGGUCAACGGCAACUUAUGUGUGCUGUAAACGAUCUGGAGAGUGGAACUGUGUAUAACGUGAGGGUUGCAGCCCGGAACAGGGUGGGUUACGGUGAGUUCACAGAAAAAGAAGUCCAGACAGGGGUAGAAGCUAAACCCACAACCAAUUUGAACACAGCAAAGAAAGAAUUCCAGGAGCAAUAUCAGGAAGAACAGUUAUCCAACGCAGUCGUUGAUGGCAUUAUUGCGGGAGUUCUUUUUUUCUGCAGUCUGGUGGUGGUAAUUUUUGCGAUUGUCAAAUAUAGGCGGCCCUGUCAUCUAGUAUGCAAGAAGACAAGCCAGGACUUAAGCUCUGAGGAGUGCAACAUGGGGCAUGACAAUCCAGGGCUGAGUGCCGAAAACCCAGGAGCAGUUGAGAUAGAUGAACAAGUGUGAAGUUCAUGGUCUGCAUCAGUCAGCCCUCUCAUGGCUGAGGAUGCUAAGGAUGUAGGGGGGAGGGGGCGGGAUGCUAAGGAUGUACUAUCGUUUCGAUAUAUGAGACUAGUCGUUACUUAUUGCCUGAGAGGCAGGGGGGGUCAUUAAGAGGAUUUUGAUUGUGUAACGAUAAUAUCUUCUGUAAUAUUCCUACGAACCCCCCCUCCCCUCAUUGGCAGUUAAUUGGCAGUUAAUUUUCCAUGGUCCUCCCUUUAUAUUCUGUCGGCGGCGACUGAUCCCCCUCUGUUCCCCUUCAAAACGAUGUGACCCCCCCCCCUCCCCCUCCAGGUUAUAAAUGACGAGUGGCCCCUGAAGAAAGGUUGUGAAAAUGCGUAUGGAUGCCCCCCCCAUGGCGGGCGUUAAACACGUUGUUUGUACGUCACUUACAUCUCCUUGUUGUAGGAGUCGAGUGUUAACUACUUAUUUCUGUAUAACUAUUUAACGGCUUGUAUUUUCAUAGAUAUUAGUGUACCGUCAUCUUUUGAGGGAUCAAGAUUAAAGUAUUUAUAGUUUGUGUGUGUCAUGUUACUUUCAGUUAACACUAGUUACUUUGUUUGUUUCCAGAAAAGGAAAGAAUAAAAAGAAAGAAAGAACUA